Panicum virgatum (switchgrass) is the source of this 1745-nucleotide messenger RNA. RefSeq names its product GDP-fucose transporter 1-like. Lineage: Eukaryota; Viridiplantae; Streptophyta; Magnoliopsida; Poales; Poaceae. Gene Ontology annotation, molecular function: GDP-fucose transmembrane transporter activity; antiporter activity. The transcript has 3 exons. Gene Ontology annotation, cellular component: Golgi apparatus. The record is from RefSeq and is a predicted model, not a curated record. Bases 420 to 1436 code for a protein of 338 amino acids.
GCCUUGCAGUUGCAGAGGCCCCCGGAGCCGGAGGCCGACGGGAAUGCCGCUGCGCCUGCCUCGCCUCUCCCUUUUCUUGGGACGGGCGGCGCACUUGGUCUCUGAUCUGGAAGGCACUGCCUGCCUUCUCUUCUCCCGGUCCGUUUCUUUCCUUUCCCUUUUUUUUUUGACGGCAUUUCUUUCCUUUCCCUGGCGACGCGCAUCCAAGAAAUCCGCAGCAGUCAGGCAAAUUUGGAUUUUGGGGACACGAAUCUUUCCUGAUAGGUCGGCAGGCGGUUACCCCGAGCGCCGUUCUUCGCCGCCGCUUCUGCGAAUCUUUAGACCGGCGUGGAGUGGAGGUUGGUAGCUAAUGUUAUGUGAAGCGCCGUAUUGUUCGUCAAAAUUUGGAGGUUUUACUGCCCGGUGAACAUUCUAUUCUCAUGGCAAAGCAGUACUAUGCAACUAGCAGCCUUGUAGUAGGGUAUGCUCUGUGCUCAAGUUUGCUCUCGAUCAUCAAUAAAUAUGCCGUCACAAAGUUCAGUUACCCUGGCCUCUUGACUGCUCUACAAUACUUCACAUCUGCUGCUGGUGUUUGGAUCCUUGGAAAGCUAGGUCUUCUCAGCCAUGACCCCUUCAAGUUGGACACGGCAAAGAAAUUUGCACCUGCUGCUCUUGUCUUCUACCUUGCCAUAUUCACAAACACAAAUCUCCUCUGCCAUGCCAAUGUUGAUACGUUCAUAGUUUUCAGAUCCUUGACGCCGCUUUUGGUUGCUAUUGCUGACACAACUUUCAGGAAGCAACCAUGUCCUUCAAAGUUCACAUUCUUAUCCCUUGUGGUCAUCUUGGGAGGAGCAGUUGGUUAUGUGAUUACAGAUUCAGCAUUCAGCCUCACAGCAUACUCAUGGGCACUUGCAUAUCUGGUGACCAUAACAACUGAAAUGGUGUACAUCAAGCACAUCGUGACAAACCUGGGGCUGAAUACCUGGGGCUUUGUGCUCUACAACAACCUUCUGUCAUUGAUGCUGGCACCCAUCUUUUGGUUCGUUACAGGAGAGCAUAAGUUGGUCUUUGCAGCCAUUGAAUCAAGGGGUGACGGCUGGUUUCAACUGGAUGCCUUUAUGGCAGUGGCAUUGUCAUGCGUGUUUGGGCUCCUCAUCAGUUUCUUUGGUUUUGCAGCAAGGAAAGCAGUCUCAGCCACUGCAUUUACCGUGACCGGGGUUGUGAAUAAGUUCCUCACCGUGGCUAUCAAUGUCAUGAUCUGGGACAAACAUGCAAGUGCAUUUGGUUUAGUUUGCUUGCUCUUCACUAUUGUUGGUGGGAUACUCUAUCAACAAUCAGUUAUGACAAAAGGAAAUUCUGCGGGUCAGCAUGGGCCAGUAUCUGAGCAACCUAAAGAGGACAAUGAUAGCAUAGAGCUUGAUGAAGAGAAGCAAGGCUUAGUUGCACCUGCUAAGUAGUCCAGUGCGUGAAUUAUUCACACCUAGCAUUAGAUUUUGCAGAUUUAUUCUUUGGCCUUGAAUAGGCUCUUGUUUUUCACCCUUGAAACAAAUGACAAAUCAAACACGAGGGAAUACUAGAGGAAGUAGUAAAUUAUAAGUUAGUUUUACUGUUGAAAAUUUGUAAUAUUUUCGUUUUUAAAUUCAAUAUGUAUUUCACACUGCUUGAUGCAGUUCUGUGGCAACAUCAUAUGCUACAUCCUAUAUGGUUACGAACUUAUGAUCCACCUCAUUGUCAUAUACAUCAGAAUAUGAAUGCCUAUUUUGGUG